Molecule: messenger RNA, 747 nt
Organism: Penicillium antarcticum
Lineage: Eukaryota; Fungi; Ascomycota; Eurotiomycetes; Eurotiales; Aspergillaceae
Exons: 5
Coding region: 1-747 (248 amino acids)
Cellular component (GO): nucleus; cytoplasm
Source: RefSeq, a predicted model, not a curated record
AUGCAUUUCCUAUGUCUUCACGGUGCCAUUGGCAACACCGAUAAUAUCACCAUUCAGCUAGCGCCACUCCAGAAAGACUUGGGCGAAGACGCAACUUUUCACUACAUCAACGGACCCCUAUCCUUCAUCCCUCCGCCAGGAUUUGAGGAAUACUUCGGAGUCGGACCGCAUUACAGGUGGGCUGACGAUGGCCAAGCACCAGAAGAUUCCUGGAUUAUGCGCAUUCGCGGCAAUGCAGCUCCCAGCGAAGAUGCAAACAACGAAGAUGCGAUGAGAGAGCUACUCGGAGAAGGCUCGUGCAAGAACCACCCAGAGCUCAUGAAAUACAUCUACGACGCAUUAGAGAAAACCCCUCAAAUCGGUGGAAUUAUCGCAUACAGCGAAGGUGCCAUGGCAGCUUCCACUUUCAUUCUGGAUGAAGCCCGCCGGCAGCAAGAGGAAGGUCGAGAGCGCCAGAUCAAAUGCGCCAUGUUCGUCGGCGGCUGGCCGGCCAUGAAACCAAACGCCGGGUUUAUUCUGGCAGACGACGGGGGAGACGAAAUGAUCGACAUUCCCACCCUCCAUGUUGUGGGUGCAAAUGAUCCCUUCCGAUACGGCUCCGAGGCCCUUUACGAUAUCUGUGAUCCUGACACUGCCGAGUAUUUUGAUAUGGGCAAAGGGCAUGUCAUCCCCCGCUCGGGGUUAGUGAUCGGAGAAUUGAGCAACGCCCUUCGGGAAUUGGUCAAGAAGACGGAACCUGAGGAGUAA